This is a messenger RNA of Adineta steineri, 579 nucleotides long. The record is from the annotation of a GenBank genome assembly. NCBI's taxonomy places the organism in Eukaryota, Metazoa, Rotifera, Eurotatoria, Adinetida, Adinetidae.
AUGCCAAUCGUCGAUUAUACUGAUGAACACCAAACAUUAUCAUGUCAACGAACAAUGACAUUAAAGCAAAUAGUCAUAUUAUUAACGAAACAACCAUGUGCUCAAAUCAUUGGAAAAGAAGAUCAACGACAACUGAAUAAGCGCAAUACAGAUGCUGGUAAUGUUGAUAUACAUGCCUUGCAAACAACUAUUAAUGAUCAUCGUACAAUGAUCAAUUAUUUAAUUAAUAAUUCCAUCAAUGCAACAUAUGUAUCGGAUGCUAUUACCAAUCAUCAUUCAAAAACUGGUCCAAUUUUAAGUAGUUGGCGAGACAUUAUUGAUUUGUGUACAGUUACAUUAUUUGUUGGUUUCAUAAUCUAUUAUUGUAUCUGUCGCACGGGCUGUACCACAUGUGAUAAAGUAUUAUCGUAUUGUUGCAAACCAAUCAUUACUCGUAUACGUGAACAAGAACAACCACCACAUACUAUCGUCAACCAGAAAACUCCUCGAAAAAUGCGACAACGACAACGAGCACAUUCACCAAUGGCGUCUAUUGAAAAUGACAUUAGCCAAUAUCAUCAUGGAUAUAUAACCGAUUAA